Molecule: messenger RNA, 837 nt
Organism: Salvelinus sp. IW2-2015
Lineage: Eukaryota; Metazoa; Chordata; Actinopteri; Salmoniformes; Salmonidae
Source: RefSeq, a predicted model, not a curated record
GUCUCUCUCUCUCUCUCUCCUCUAGAUGUUUGGUAUCAUGAAGCAGCACUCUUCUACCCUGCUGAGCGGAAUGAAGAAGCAGGCAGAUAAAGACCAGACCAUCGAAGUGAAGGAGUUCUUUGGGCCCUACAGUAUGGACGUGGUCACCAGCACAGCCUUCAGUGUGGACAUUGACUCUCUGAACAACCCUUCAGACCCCUUCGUCUCCAACGUCAAGAAGAUGCUCAAGUUUGACCUGUUCAACCCACUGUUCCUCCUAGUCGGUGAGACCACACACACACACACACACAAAUGCACACACACACGCGGACGCAAAGUUGCUCCUAUCCAGUACGAAGCUCUGAUGCAGAGGGGACUAUUUGGACUGUGUGUUGAACGAGUCUCUGAGACUGUACCCGUCUCCCGCGAACUGGGAGAGGAGAUCUGGUCCGACCCUGAGGAGUUCAAACCAGAGAGGUUCAGUAAGGAGAACAAGGAGUCUAUUGAUCCGUACACGUACAUGCCGUUUGGAGCGGGGCCCAGGAACUGUAUCGGGAUGCGCUUCGCCCUGAUCAUGAUCAAACUGGCCAUGGUCGAGAUCCUCCAGAGUUUCACUUUCUCCGUCUGCGACGAGACCGAGAUCCCGUUGGAGAUGGACAUCCAGGGUCUGCUGAUGCCAAAACGACCAAUCAAACUGAGGCUGGAGCCCCGUAGCAACACCCCUAGCAACACCACCGCCACCUCUCCAACAACAUGACCGAAUGCAGGAGCACCCUACCCUGGAGUACCCUUCUCUCUCUCUCUCUCUCUCUCCCCCUCUCUCCCCCCUACACACAAAAGGGCUAUACUACAGACAGA